Molecule: messenger RNA, 7304 nt
Organism: Gallus gallus (chicken)
Lineage: Eukaryota; Metazoa; Chordata; Aves; Galliformes; Phasianidae
Gene: NFATC1
Product: nuclear factor of activated T-cells 1
Exons: 8
Coding region: 3358-4806 (482 amino acids)
Biological process (GO): calcineurin-NFAT signaling cascade; regulation of transcription by RNA polymerase II; cytokine production
Cellular component (GO): transcription regulator complex
Molecular function (GO): transcription factor binding; DNA-binding transcription factor activity, RNA polymerase II-specific; RNA polymerase II cis-regulatory region sequence-specific DNA binding
Source: RefSeq, a predicted model, not a curated record
GGGGCAGAGCUGCCGCCCUCACAGCGCGGGGCGGCCGCGGUGCCGGCCGGGGCCGGGCCUUGUGCGGGUUGGACAAGCCUGCUCUAGUAGAUCUUUGUCUUUCGGGAGCAUGAUUGAAACCCCUGAGCUGUUCACGUUAACAAAUGGUCCCUGCAUGCGCCUAGUGAUUAUUCUCUCAGGACACUGGUAAUUUGUUGUUGUUGUUGUCUGCUUUCUUUCCCUAGUACGUUUGUGGUAGUAGGCACCCUUCCACUUAUGCAUCAAGGCGAGCACUUAACGGUGAUCAGAGUCACAAUAUUAGAAGGCAGGCCACCGUUCUGCAGACUUCUCUGAGCUUCAGUAGCACUUCUACUUUACCACAGUCUGGGAAGCAGUUGCAAGCAUUUCUGGUUAGCAAGGAGAGGCUACCAGUAGUGCUACAAAUGGGCAUCCGCUUUUCUAAGAAGGAAUACUACAUGGGUAGACCUUUUGAUUGCCUCAAAUUGCCAGAACUCAAACUCAAACUCAAACUCAAAAAAAAAAAAAAAAGGCAUUGAAAGCAGUAUUGGGGCAUUCCAGCAGAGUGCCCACACUCAGCAGUGUUCUCACACGAGGCUAUGUAAGUAUAUACUUACGUUCUUAUACAAUUAUGUACUUAGGAGUUGCUUACUGUAGUUAAUUUAGCUGAUUUUAAGAAAAUAAUUGGAAUGGCUAAGAGACUGAGGACAGGGUUUAAAAUGACUUUGUAGGGAGGUUCAGCAGUGGUCACCCAGGCACUGUCCUGAGCUUGAGGCGCAGUUACUAAAUCAGCUGGCUGCAGUUUCGGUUACGAUUUAGAAGAUCUACACCAAUGUGAUCAAUCAGCAAAUCUGCUCCAGACUUGUCAGAUUAUUGCACAUUUAUAUGGGCCCAAAAACUGAAACGAAACACAGUUAAAAUUAAAAUGCAGCUCUACCAAAAGCCAGAUGCUUCAUUAUGAGCUGUGCUAACCUACCUGCCAAAUACUGCUAACCUGUAUGAGGCAAGUGAUUAAUUUUUUACAAGUCUGCUUCAGCAACUAGACAUCUGUCCUCUAUUCCUAAAAGCAAUAUCUCAGGGCAAACAAUUUAUUUUCCUUCUUAGUACUCCAAAUUACAUAGAACACCACAAAAAUUAUAUUGAGUGCUUUCUGUAUGAAGGUAUUGUGGGGCCAGCUCAUAUUUUAGAUCGCUUUCACAUCAGUGUAACUCCAUUGGAAUAAUUUCUGGUUUAUACUCUCUAAUUUUUGUAUGUAAGAAGAAUAAAAUCACAUCUGUACUAUACCUUAUAAUCUGGAAUGUCAGUAUAUGUGGUAAUAGUGUAGAUUUUCCAUUUUAAUCAGUCAUUGUUCCAACUAACAGACUGAAUCGGUGGAAAAUAUGGUGUCAAAUUACUCAGUUGCUCUCUAGAAGUACGUUGCAGCUUUCAUUAUGAGCAGGGGUUUAUCUCUUCUUUCCCUGUGAAGAAUAGCUCAAGAGAUGUUCUUUGAUACGUGCCGUGGAAGAGAGAUGAUCCAUUACAGCAUCUGCAAUAUAGAUGUAUAGAAGUGAAGUGUGUUGUCUGCUGUCAAUGGAGCAAAAUCAAAUAAACUUUCUCUCUCCCCACGUGUUUAAGAAAUAAUUCAGCAGAUGUAUAUUUUCACUAAAACAAUUGAAAUACACUAGUGAUCAAUUUACUUGCACGUAGUAAAAAUACUACAGGUUGCAGACAGAUUUGUAAUACGGUUUUUAAACACCUGUUUUUAAUGUUUCAGUACCCAAUAAAACAGAGAAACUCCUGCUUGUGGUUUGCAUGCAGACAUAAUGUACAUUAAGGAUUAAAAGUCUACUGCAUGGGUUUCAAUUGGAGCCACAAUAAAAGUAAACAACGCUUGCAGGCAUGGCAGUGCUACAUUUUUGGGAGUUCCUCAACAUUUCAGCUACUUACAGCCAAGUCCCCUUCAACAAGUUUUGUUCUUUGUUACAUUGAUAGUAUAGUGUCGCCACCAAAUGCUAAUCUCACCGAUGUUAGUGGGAAGAAUCCUAUCCAUCUCACAAGAGAGAGCCAUCUUCCCUUGCCACUUGAAAUCAUACUUGUGCAAAAAUACAGUUCUGUGAAAAGUAAGAGAAAAAAUGCAAGCAAGACUGAGCAAAGUGAUCUUUCUGUUACAGAGCAGCAGAGCGCAUAAGUGCAUCCUUCUAUUUUAAUAAAGUGGGAUUAGAUGUUUAACGUGAGCUUGAAUUUUCUACCAAACAAGUCUGCGUUCAUAAAGUGGCAUUGUUAUUUAUGGUCACCCACAUUACUCAGCUGCAAAAAUGUGCACUAAGACACUUAAACUGUCUUGCACCAGAGUUACGAGAGGGUGGGUAUCACACAUGAGCAUGGGAGACUGCCAGCUGCCUGAAAACAGCAUGAAAAAAGGCAGCAGGCUGCAGAAUCUGUGCUCUGCCCUUGCAGGCCUCUUGGAUGGUUUUCAGGGUGUUUAAUAGUUUUUUCUUCUUAAAAAUCUGUGGAUAUCAGUUUCAGGGCUCACUCCACAUGUGCCUGUUUCCUUCUGGUGGUUUUCAGGUGAAAGCUGCUAUCUGGAUCCUCCUUUUCCUCAGUCCUUUUGAUUUUGAGGUUCUCUAGGAUGAUCUCCUCUUUUCAUUCUUCUGUCAUUAUGCUGACUCUCUCACCUGUCUGUAAACAUCUAAUUCCUGCAUGAGAUCCUUGUGUCUCUGAAGCUUUAACUGGAUGUCUUGAUAGCAAUUCAGGAAUAAUGGUACUAUAACCAAAAUUCUCCUAACUUAACAAAAUCUUGCCGUUACUUUCCUCUGUCUUUGGGAGAGAUGCACCUUUCUUCGUGUCAUUUAAGUCUGUAAUUUAGAUCAGUCACUGAAGUCUGCUAUAUUUAUCCGGUUCCUGUUUCUCUGCCUGCAUCAGAAUAGCAGUAUCAGCAUAUCAUACAUGUUCUGCACGAGUUGUCCAUCUUUGCUGUACAUAACAAGCCAUCGUUUCUAUCCCUUUGGCUCUCUGCCCAUGAAAGGACAGUGGCUUGUGUCUAGGAAGCCCGCAGCAUAUUGUGGCUCUGCAAAUAGGUAAAUAAAUAGAAGGAAGUGGGUUGGAUGAGGGAUUGCAUUUCAUUUCUGGAGAACUGAGCUGUACAUGAAACUCUAACCCUGCUUAGAGGUGAAGAGUUAGCCUGGACUUUUCAUUCCCAUCUCAGCGUGUUCAUCUGAGGCUGUGGCUUGAUUUAGCACUGCCAUGAGAGGGAUCUGAGCCUGAGAUGAUUGCAGCGUGCAGGGAUUAGGAGGCUUGAACAGAGCUGCGUGGAAGAGGUUGCGCAGCAGCUGCCCAUGCUUGCCUCAGGCCAGGACUACCAGCUCUUCAACUCUCCUGCGUAUGCAUCUACAUGGUUACUUAGAAAGCGAGCCUCUCACGCUACAGCUGUUCAUUGGGACUGCAGACGACCGCCUGCUGCGACCCCAUGCUUUCUACCAGGUUCAUCGAAUCACUGGGAAGACUGUUUCCACCACCAGCCACGAAACAAUACUUUCCAACACCAAAGUCUUGGAAAUCCCACUUCUUCCAGAGAACAACAUGAGAGCAACCAUUGACUGUGCUGGGAUAUUAAAGCUCAGAAACUCUGACAUCGAACUGCGGAAGGGAGAAACAGACAUCGGGAGGAAGAACACACGUGUGCGACUGGUCUUCCGAGUUCACAUCCCACAGUCCAACGGGAGGACCCUCUCUUUGCAAGUAGCCUCCAACCCUAUCGAGUGCUCUCAGAGAUCUGCCCAAGAACUGCCUCUGGUGGAGAAACAAAGUACCGACAGCUUUCCUGUUACUGGAGGGAAAAAGAUGAUUCUGACCGGCCAUAACUUUCUGCAAGACUCGAAAGUCAUCUUUUUGGAGAAAGCACCAGAUGGUCACCAUGUGUGGGAAAUGGAAGCCAAAACUGACAAAGAAAUGUGCAAGCCAAAUUCAUUGGUGGUUGAGAUACCACCUUUCCGCAAUCAGAGAAUUACCAGCCCUGUUCAGGUCAACUUCUAUGUCUGCAAUGGAAAGAGAAAGAGAAGCCAGUACCAGAUUUUCACCUAUCUUCCUGCUAAUGUUCCAAUUAUAAAAACAGAACCCACAGAUGACUAUGAGCCUGCUCAAACCUGUGGACCAAUGAACCAAGGCUUAAGCCCUCUCUCUAAACCGUACUACAACCAGCAGAUCAUGAUGCCCCCUGAUCCUGGUUCAUGUCUCAUGGCUGGCUUCGCCUCCUGUCAGCAGAGGAACGCGGUGAUGUCACCCUCUCCCAACGCAAGCCCCAAGCUGCAUGACCUUUCAUCCUCUCCUUACAAGUGCAUCCCCAACCCAGGCCACAGUCACCUCGGACUUCAGCAGCCCGCUGGAGGUGUCCCCACCAUACAGGAAGUGCCAAGGUCUAUAGUUGUGCACCCAAGCUCCCCCGAGCAAUCAUCUCACAUCAUGCUGCAGCCGCAGGUGAGUCAACAUCUGAGCAGUAGCUGUCCCCUUGGUUAUCAACAAACACUCUAUCCCAACAGUCCCUCUUCUCCAGUUCCAUCUGUUACCCAAGAGCCAACCUAUUUGCAGUCCUGCAGUCCAACUCACUCAUCCAUAAUGGGUCAACAGCAGCAGCAACUGCCGAAGGUUCACAGAAAUGAGUCUCCAACAACCCAACCACUGUCAUUGCCAGAGUUGCAUGAGGAAAGUAAUCAUAAUUUGGCCCCUAUUCCUGUAACGAUCAAGCGAGAACCUGAGGAAUUGGACCAGAUGUACCUGGAUGAUGUAAACGAAAUCAUAAGGAAUGACCUUUCCAGUACCAAUGUCCAUUCAUAGCUUCCCAUACGGGCCUACUACGAAAUCCACACACUUUUGACUUAGCUGGCAUGUCAGCUUGAGUGCAGAGAUUCCGAAAAAACUGAAGAUGUUAACCUGGUAGCACUCUGAUCUUCCACGUUACUGCAUGGCAGGAACUGAAGAUUUACCUCUUGCUUGCAAAGAAGUCGUUCCUCAACUUCAACUGAUGAAAAUAGCUUUAAAGAAAAUCAUCUCAAAGGGAAGAGAAGGGAGUAUGCUCCAAGGCUGCGCGUUUCAUGGGACAAAACUAGAAAACUCAGCAAACCCUUGAGUGCUUCUUCCCAGUGCUGAUCUUUUCGGCAUGGCUCCACUGGAAUAGAGCCCUGGAAGUGCCUUAUUUUACCAGGUUGCGGCAUCAGGGCAUUUUAAAUAAGCUUUGAAUUUGCUACCAUUAAAAGUGUUGGUAGGUGUAGAGCUUGCAUUCUGGAGAGUGACACUGUAAAGACGCUUAAGACUGUGCAGCAAAGCAGGGAGUGAAAUCCCUAUCCAGCAAGACGUGGUUAUGAAUUCCAGAAUUUCUUUGCGUUUUCUUUGUUGUAAAGUAUAGCCUAUUGCCUUACUCUCAGUGCAUUUCAAAUGCUCUUCAUCUGUCAUCAUCUCAGCUUUCUUUAGCAUAUUGUCUUUAUGUGCUGACGAAUCAUAGGAUUGUUAGUAGUAGCAUGUUAAGAUUUUAAUUUUAAUCUGGCUUCAGUCGUAGCACAAGUGAGUUGAAUAGCACAAAACAAAAAAGGUUGAUGGACAAAAAAUGGAAAUCUAUCUAUUACAUGAUAGAUGAAUGUGUAUGCAUGUACAUACAUACUAGUAUAUAUGCAUAUAUUUAUAUAUGACAAAUAAUAUAGAUGAUUGCCUGGUGAGGGCACUGAGUUUAGCAAUAAUUUCAAUUUCUGAUGAUGCAUUUCAGAUCCACAACAAAUAUUUCCGCUACUUCUUUGGAGGGUUUGUUGAACCUGGAGCAGGUAUGCAUUUUCUUUCCUCAUGCAGUUAAGCGAGCACUUUACAUAGGCAAGGAGGAUGCAUACAAAACACACGUUAUUUACCAAAUGGCGAACUAUGAGUUAAAGUAACUGUAAAUACCAGUAUGGAAGAGUGUAAAAUAUUUGUUCAGUUAUAAUGUUAUUAUUCCGCAGAAGCCUUAUAAUUCUCUGCUACAUGUAUGAAAAAGAAUAUUACCAAAAAACCACAAGGGUUUAAUAUGCAGCGCUGUAUAGUGUGUUUUCAGAUUAGCUAAUAUUUCUGAAGCUACAGAUAGGCAUGUAGGGUAGCCUUCAGCAUUGCAUUUUUUACAACCAACCGCUUAUUAUAUAAAUAGCAGCAGCCUAUUAUUUCGUAUAACCAAAAAGCAAAAGCAAAUAAAAUAGCAUGACUUAAAUUAAAAAUGUUUAACAUUAAUACUGUGCCUUAGGUAUCUGUGCCCCCUUCUGGAACUAGGCCUGAACUACACCUCCGUGCUGAGGUGGCUCAUUAACUGUAACACAGUAAAGAUUGAACAGGUUUCACAAAAAGGUGAAACCCUACGAAGCAUUUUAAAACAUUAUUCUGCAUCAUUAUGUCUUACUUUCUUUAUUAAAAAAAAUAUAUAUAUGAAAGCCAUAUUUGUCAUAUUUGCACAGUACUGUGAAGACAUGAGAAUAUAAUAUGGCUAUAUGUACAUAAUACGCUGUUAUUGGUCCUUAUAAUAGUCUGUUAUUGCUCACCUGUUUAAUCCCAGUUAUCUACCCUGUAUUUACCAUUGUAGACGUUGCAUGAAACAUUUCUUAUAGACUGCCAUAUGAAAAGUAAAAAGCGUGACAGACGUCAGCUUGACUUGUAGCUAGAAAAUAGAUCCAAUAAAGCAAAAUGUUUUGCUGGAAGCUAGUCUUAGAGUGGUUCAUUUUACGUUAUCUUGACAAAUCUUCCUUUCUCAUAUAAAAUAUGCAUUUUUACGUCAUAUACAUAUAUAUGAACAUAUAACUCCAUCUCUUCUAUUUUGAAGCAUCCUUCUGCAUCCAGCUAAUAUAACCAUCUUAGUAUGGAAGAAAAGUCUCUUGUCAACUGACUCUUCUUUGUUCCCCCCUGCAUUUAAAGACACCGCUGCCAAGGAAAGAAAUCGAUAUAUGAUAUAAUCAUCAAAUUUUAUUAUCUCUGUGUUUCAGAAAUGUCGACAAAGUGUGCAUGGAGGAAUCUCUGGUUAUGCCAAAGCUUUUUUUUUUUUCAUGUGCAUAAAUACCGUGGGUGAGGCUUUUUUUGGUACGUGACAGCACACAGACACAUCCUCCAUCAUGUUUGCAUUUCAGCAGUAAUUUUAGCAAGGUUUUCAAAUGUAUGGUUUGGAUAUGUUGCGUCUCCUUCACCCUUAUUUUUAUUCUCCUCUUUAACCUAUAUAAAAAACAAAACAAAACAAACAAAAAAAAAAAAAACCUGUUACCUUUAAGCCUGGAUAAUGGAAGAUUAUGCAUCUCUUGUAUAUGUAUUCAUAAAAUAAAAUGAAAGCAAAAAUA